CAUCACACAACUUCAGGCAUCAUCUUGGUCUUACUAUACAAGGCUGACAGAAAAGCCGUGCAUUCAGUUAUGAAUAUGCUCAUCACCGCAAGAAGCCUAGACUCGUGAAACCGUUCGGAUGCGGGAACAAAACAACAGUCCGUUCCGGUCUGACAUCCGUGUAUAAGAGCAACUCCAGUAGACCAAAUUCUAUCACCCCACCAGCUAUUCGCCAAAUACAACCUUACUUCCAACUCCAAACUUUUCUCGUCAUCCUUUAUAUUUAUCCUACUAGCCAACAUGCCCGGCCCCUUCAAAGUAGCAGUCUAUCUCUACCCCAACGCCGACCUGCUCGACUUCUCGGGCCCAGUAGAAAUCUACUCCUGCCGCCCCUUCGACGGACCCAGCCCCUUUUCCAUAACCUCCUUUGCGCACCACAACCCCAUCCAAACCGACGCCGGCGCCCUAGUAUACACGCCCAACGCCACAUUCGCAGAAAUCGAGCCCAAGAUCGAGGACUUCGACAUCCUCGUGAUCCCCGGCGCGGGAUUCGAUACUAUCCAGAAGCUAAUCGAGAGCGAGGAGGGCAAGCAGUUGGGUGCGUUGCUGCAGAAGUUCGCGGGUAGUGCGCCGAGGAAGGAGACGGGGAAGCGGAUUCUGCAGAGUGUGUGUUCCGGGUCGAUUCUCGUUGCUGCGGCGGGGCUUUUGGCGGGUCGGACGGCUACUACGCAUCAUCUUGGACUUGAGAUGCUGAAGCGGGUUGCUGAUGAUGCAGCGGCUGGUGGCCGGUCGAAUAUCAAUGUGGUGCGCAAGAGGUGGGUUGAUGCUGGGACUACGGAUGCCGGGGUGCGGAUUGUGAAUGCUGGGGGUGUGAGUUCGGGCUUGGAUUCGUCGCUGUGGAUUGUAGAACAAGUGGCGGGGAAACAGGCCGCGGAUUGGGCGUCUGAGGUUGCGGAGUUUGAGAGGAGGGAUGCGGCGUGGGGGGUUGAAGUGUAGGGUUUCAAGGAUCAAAGAGAGCUAUGAUAUCUGCGUCUUACACGAGCAAAGACAUGAUUGAAAUCUUCUGUCAUCAAAGCUCCCGCUGAGUUUGGCUGCAUACGUAUUGUUUGCAGUCUUUAGUUUUACUAUUACUACAGGCUUGUUCCCUUCCAAAACAGACCUGGUACGUUGCAAGACUCCAUGUUCCCCUAUCAUAUCGUUGUUGAAGUGGAUGGCUACAUUUAGGCGUUAGUAUAGUCUGGGAAUUUGAUCUGGAGAGAGCGGAAGCGAAGUGGUGGAGAAUACAAUCACAGCGUCGCCUUCCUGGGGGGAGCUCACGAGGUUUUCAGAAAUGGCCAGGUCCCUAACUGGCCUACCUCCUGUAGUGUUUAGCAAUUAAGCACGAUAACAUCACAUUUACAAACACUCGACUAUUUUCAGACACAUAUCGAUAUACCAAAUAGUUCAAUUAUCU
This is a messenger RNA of Cucurbitaria berberidis CBS 394.84, 1432 nucleotides long. Its product is annotated as transcriptional regulator. Lineage: Eukaryota; Fungi; Ascomycota; Dothideomycetes; Pleosporales; Cucurbitariaceae. The record is from RefSeq and is a predicted model, not a curated record. Bases 280 to 975 code for a protein of 231 amino acids. The transcript has a single exon.